Manihot esculenta (cassava) is the source of this 1852-nucleotide messenger RNA. Its product is annotated as cytochrome P450 81C13. Gene Ontology annotation, molecular function: oxidoreductase activity, acting on paired donors, with incorporation or reduction of molecular oxygen; heme binding; monooxygenase activity. The record is from RefSeq and is a predicted model, not a curated record. Bases 123 to 1640 code for a protein of 505 amino acids. The transcript is spliced from 2 exons. Lineage: Eukaryota; Viridiplantae; Streptophyta; Magnoliopsida; Malpighiales; Euphorbiaceae.
CGGAAAAAAAAACAAAACAAAAAAAAAACAAUCAUAGCUUAGGGCAAAAAGUCUUGGAGAGUUGGAUUUGAUUUGGAUGCACUUACCUAUCCUCUCUGAAUCUCUCCCUUUUCUGCUUUUCAAUGGAAAGCAUACACUAUUACCUUGCUCUCUUGCUCUUCAUCUUCUUGCUUAAAAGAGUCUUGUUCCGUCAGAAGCAAAAUUUACCUCCUAGUCCACGUGCUCUUCCAGUUCUCGGCCACCUCCACCUCAUCCGGAAGCCGCUUCCCCUGGCACUGGAGACUCUCCUUUCACAGUACGGUCCAGUUCUAUCCCUAAAAUUUGGUUCCAGGUCUGUUCUUAUAGUUUCUUCACCAUCUGCAGUUGAAGAGUGCUUAACCAGGAAUGAUAUAAUAUUUGCAAACCGACCCCGUUCCAUGGCCGGGGAUCAUUUCACUUACAACUAUUCUUCCUUUGUUUGGGCACCUUAUGGUGAUUUUUGGAGGAUCCUACGUCGUCUUUCCGUUGUUGAAAUAUUCUCUUCGAAGAGCCUCCAGAAAACUUGUGCCAUCCGUGAGGAGGAAGUUCGUAUCCUGCUCUGCCGACUGUUUAAGAUCUCAGCUGGUGCCAAGAAACAGGUGAAUUUGAAGUUUCUGUUUUCUCUUCUAACCUGCAAUAUCAUGAUGAGAACGACUGUUGGAAAACGCUGUGUGGAAGUGGAGGCUGAGGAUUCAGAGUUGGAGAAUCAAUUAUUUCAAGAAUUCAAGGAGAUUUUCUUUCCAAUCAUCUCCUUGAACAUCUGUGAUUUUAUCCCAGUCUUGAGGGUGAUUGGUUUCAAAGGGAUAGAGAAGAGCAUGAUAAAAUUGAAUGACGUGAGAAAUGAAUUUUUGCAAAAUUGGUUAGAUGAACUUAAAUUGAAGAGAAUCAAUUCCAAAACAUCAGAUGAGAAAGAGAAAAGAUCGGUGGUUGAAACUCUGCUCUCCCUGCAAGAAUUAGAACCUGAAUUUUACACAGACGAAGUUAUCAAAAGUACUAUGGUGAUAAUGUUGAUUGCCGGAGCAGAAACAUCAGCGGUCACAUUGGAAUGGGCAAUGUCACUCCUACUGAAUAAUCCAGAAGCAUUACAGAAAUUGAAAGCUGAGAUUGACCACCAUGUUGGACAUGGGAAUUUGCUGAAUGAUUUGGAUCUUGUCAAGCUUCCCUACCUCAGGUGUGUCAUAAACGAGACACUUCGAUUAUACCCUGUAGCACCCCUUGUGUUGCCUCAUUUGUCAUCUGAAAAUUGCACAGUCGGAGGAUUUGAGAUACCAAAGGACACAAUGCUGUUGGUGAAUGUCUUGGCCAUGCAUAGGGAUCCCAAAAAUUGGGAAGAUCCCAAUGAGUUUAAGCCAGAAAGAUUUGAAGGCGAUUUAGGGGAACAACAUGGCUACAAGUUUAUUCCUUUUGGUGUUGGGAGGAGAGCAUGUCCCGGUGCUGCCAUGGGCAUACGUAUGGUUUCAUUAGCACUGGGUUUGCUUAUUCAGUGCUUUGAAUGGGAAAAGGAUGGGUUGGAGAAAGUUGACAUGAGCCAAAGUUUUGGACUCUCUCUAUCCAGGGCUAAGCCUUUGGUAGCAUUGUGCAGUCCACGCCAAGAGUCGGUUGAACUUAUCUCCCAAAUUUAGUCCCUGUGGACUUGAAUUUGCCUCCCUGUUUAUUUUGUGACAGUGAUAGCAUACUGAUUCAUGUGAAGAAUCCACUGUUUCUACUAUUACUUUGGAUGGUGCUUGCUGAGUGAAACUAUGAACGCUUGCAAAUUUUCAUUCUGUUUAAUCACAUGUAUCUAUCAAAAUAUCUACUUGUUUGCUGGCAAGGAAUAAGCUUCUUCCAUGACCAA